Xenopus laevis (African clawed frog) is the source of this 4177-nucleotide messenger RNA. RefSeq names its product karyopherin (importin) beta 1 S homeolog (gene kpnb1.S). Gene Ontology annotation, biological process: intracellular protein transport; protein import into nucleus. The transcript is spliced from 22 exons. Bases 178 to 2808 code for a protein of 876 amino acids. Gene Ontology annotation, molecular function: small GTPase binding. Gene Ontology annotation, cellular component: cytoplasm; nuclear envelope. The record is from RefSeq and is a predicted model, not a curated record. NCBI's taxonomy places the organism in Eukaryota, Metazoa, Chordata, Amphibia, Anura, Pipidae.
GUCAACCAAUAGGUUUCCGGGACGUACAACUAGAUCCGGCAGAUAUCCGUGCGCAGAGGAGCCACACCUCCUCAUCCGCCUUCUUCUUCCUUCUGACAUAAGCGCGCUCGAAUCCCUCCGCGCCACGCUCGCUCCCUCCGGCUGCCCGUCUGAGCUGUGAGACCCGGCACCGCCCGCAUGGAGCUCGUCACCAUCCUCGAGAAGACCGUGUCCCCGGACCGCAAUGAGUUGGAGGCGGCGCAGAAGUUCCUGGAACAAGCGGCAGUCGAAAAUCUGCCUACAUUUGUGGUGGAGCUCUCGAAAGUGCUCGCAAACCCUGCAAACAGUCAGGUGGCCAGAGUUGCAGCCGGAUUACAGAUCAAGAACUCCCUGACGUCGAAAGAUCCCGAUGUGAAAGCUCAGUAUCAGCAGCGAUGGCUAGCAAUAGAUGCCAGUGCCCGUGGAGAAAUCAAAACUUAUGUUCUACGAACACUGGGCACCGAGAGCUACAGGCCAAGUUCAGCAUCACAGUGUGUUGCGGGCAUAGCAUGUGCGGAGAUAACCGUAAACCAAUGGCCUCAACUAAUACCGCAGCUGGUUGCCAAUGUCACCGACCCCAACAGCACAGAGCACAUGAAGGAAUCCACAUUGGAAGCCAUAGGAUACAUCUGUCAGGACAUAGACCCAGAACAGCUCCAGCACAAGUCAAACGAGAUCUUGACUGCCAUUAUACAGGGCAUGAGAAAGGAGGAGCCGAGCAACAAUGUUAGACUGGCAGCCACCAAUGCUCUUCUUAACUCCCUGGAAUUUACCAAAGCCAACUUUGACAAAGAGUCUGAAAGGCACUAUAUUAUGCAAGUGGUCUGCGAAGCUACUCAGUGUCCUGACACCAGGGUGCGAGUGGCUGCACUGCAAAACCUGGUUAAGAUUAUGUCUCUGUAUUAUCAAUACAUGGAAACCUACAUGGGUCCUGCACUGUUUGCAAUCACUGUAGAGGCAAUGAAGAAUGAGAUCGAUGAAGUUGCUCUGCAAGGUAUUGAGUUUUGGUCCAAUGUCUGUGAUGAAGAAAUGGACCUGGCUAUUGAGGCAUCAGAGGCAGCGGAACAAGGGAGGCCUCCAGAGCACACAAGCAAAUUCUAUGCUAAAGGGGCUUUGCAGUACUUGGUUCCUAUUCUGACACAAACGCUCACAAAACAGGAUGAAAAUGAUGAUGACGAUGACUGGAACCCUUGUAAAGCUGCUGGUGUGUGUCUCAUGCUUCUUGCAACCUGCUGCGAGGAUGACAUUGUCCCCCAUGUGCUGCCAUUUAUUAAAGAGCACAUAAAAAAUCCAGACUGGCGUUACAGAGAUGCAGCAGUCAUGGCAUUUGGCUGCAUUCUGGAAGGGCCAGAGUCAUGUCAGUUAAAGCCUCUUGUUAUUCAGGCAAUGCCUACUCUCAUUGAGCUAAUGAAGGACCCCAGUGUAGUUGUGAGAGACACUACAGCCUGGACAGUGGGGCGAAUAUGUGAGCUGUUACCUGAAGCCGCCAUCAAUGACGUGUACUUGGCGCCUCUUCUUCAGUGUCUCAUCGAAGGCCUUGGAGCAGAACCUAGAGUUGCAUCAAAUGUCUGCUGGGCUUUCUCUAGUUUAGCUGAGGCUGCUUAUGAAGCUGCUGAUGUAGCUGAUGAUCAGGAGGAGCCAUCUUCAUACUGCCUGUCCUCUUCGUUUGAGGUGAUUGUACAGAAACUGCUUGAGACAACGGACAGGCCUGAUGGACAUCAAAACAACCUGCGAAGUGCUGCCUAUGAAGCUCUAAUGGAGAUAGUUAAGAACAGUGCCAAGGACUGCUACCCCGCAGUACAGAAAACCACUCUAGUAAUAAUGGAGCGGCUGCAGCAAGUACUUCAGAUGGAGUCCCACAUACAGAGCACUUCAGAUAGAAUCCAAUUCAAUGACUUGCAGUCCCUGCUCUGCGCUACCCUUCAGAAUGUGCUGAGGAAGGUUCAACACCAAGAUGCCCUACAGAUAUCGGAUGUUGUGAUGGCCUCAUUGCUGCGCAUGUUCCAGAGCACUGCAGGUUCAGGGGGGGUACAGGAAGAUGCCCUCAUGGCAGUCAGUACCCUAGUGGAAGUGCUUGGAGCAGAAUUCCUCAAGUACAUGGAAGCAUUUAAACCAUUCCUGACCAUUGGACUAAAAAAUUAUGCAGAGUAUCAGGUGUGUCUCGCUGCUGUUGGACUUGUUGGUGACCUGUGCCGUGCUCUACAAUCCAACAUCUUGCCAUUCUGCGAUGAAAUGAUGCAGUUUCUACUAGAGAAUUUGGGCAAUGAAAACGUUCACCGCUCCGUGAAGCCUCAGAUCCUCUCUGUGUUUGGGGAUGUUGCUCUGGCCAUUGGAGGGGAGUUCAAGAAAUACCUCGAUGUUGUGCUUAAUACACUGCAGCAAGCAUCACAAGCUCAGGUAGACAAGUCAGAUUACGAUAUGGUGGAUUAUCUAAAUGAGCUGCGAGAGGGCUGCAUAGAAGCCUAUACAGGAAUAAUCCAGGGGCUCAAGGGAGACCAAGAAAAUGUCCACCCCGAUGUGAUGUUGGUGCAGCCUCGUGUAGAAUUCAUCCUGUCCUUUAUUGAUCACAUUGCGGGUGAUGAGGAUCAUACAGAUAGUGUGGUGGCCUGCGGAGCUGGUCUUAUAGGAGACUUGUGCACGGCCUUUGGAAAGGACGUCCUGAAGUUGGUAGAGGCUCGACCUAUGAUCCAUGAGCUGCUUACAGAGGGGAGGAGAUCGAAGACAAACAAGACAAAAACACUUGCUACCUGGGCGACCAAGGAACUGAGGAAGCUGAAAAACCAAGCCUGACCUCGCCGGCUGUACGGAGCCCCGAAAAUCCCACUGGAAAUCUCCAAUCUAUUUGAAAACAAAAUUAUAUCCCGGAAGUGAGGAGUAUGAGCGGAUACGUGAAUGUUUGGGAAUGAGAGGAUGAGUGAGUGAGGCUUCAAACAUAGCGCAUGGAUGAUGCAACCACAGCAGUGCUGUGAGAAGAGCAGACUUCCUGGGAGAGCGCAAGGGAGAGCCAUAACAUUGUGUGGCCCCUCGAGGAGCGAGCACAGUGGACCUCCACUUACUGCCGUCUGCUUUCACUGCCUUGUGGCUGGGGCAGAACAGAAGUGACUAGUAUAACUUUUUAUUUUAUUUCCUUAACAUCUGCCCCUUUAACUACUUUCCACUUUUUUUUUUUUCCACAACCUAAGAAUGUGGGUGCCCCUUGUCACUUGUGCACACCCAGAGAGCAGGGGGGCCCCCAAGCGGAAGGAUUCUCAGCGUGAGUGUGUGUGAGUGCAGAGGUACAGCAGUGUCUACACAACGGCUUCAUUUGCAGUCUAUUCGGAUCCGGAUCCAUUGCUCUCCGUGCAUCUGGGCCGAUGUAGAGGAACCAAGCGAUCCUUUCACCAGAUGCACAGAGCAAGGCUCCUACAAAUAGAAGGUCUUCUUCUCUAGUGUAGCUCUUGGCACUUCUCCUGCCACAGGCCUCCGUUAUUUAAUGAGGGAUUCAGGAACCUAUGGCAGGAAAGUUCAGCAAGGAAAACCCCUCAUGUGGAUGUCCAAUAGUAAAGUAGCGAGCGAAGCUGCCUUUGGCAUUUACUUCCUUUUGUUUAACUGCAAAAGGAUUAGAAAGAAGUUGAAAAAAAACUUGUCUUGGAGCGAGGGCCUCUCACCCUUUUUACUAACGUUUUUAAACCGUUGCUAAAUGUAAAGGGUAUAAUUUGCAUACGAGGGUGACGAAUAGCAUCGAAAUGCCUCCUUACGAGCCCUGUCCCUUUUAAUGUGCCAAAGAAUCAAAUCCUUCAAGUCUGGAAUGUGAAUUUAAUUUUCUGCACUGACGGGGCCUUGCGGAGCUUUGCUCUGCGGGGGGUGCGUUUCUCGCUAUGCAGUUCGCUACAGUGGCCUCCUCUAAGCUGUAAAAUGGUUACAAACAAACAGUGACUCUGUGCCAGAGCUACGCUGACUUUUAUUUCACUGACAUGUGAUAUUUCCAUCUCCUACUGCACUUAAACUUAAAAAAAAAUUGCAAAAAAAAAAUUGCAAAAAAAAAAAAAAAAUCAUAGUUUAAAAGAGAAGUUUCUAAGUAUAUUCUAGAUACAGACUGGAUGCGCGUUGGACCAUGGCACUUGUACAAGGUUCUAUUUUUUCACUGCAGUUAAAGAUAAAUAAAAUGGUGUCAAACAUC